Molecule: messenger RNA, 1236 nt
Organism: Rhodamnia argentea
Lineage: Eukaryota; Viridiplantae; Streptophyta; Magnoliopsida; Myrtales; Myrtaceae
Product: RING-H2 finger protein ATL74
Exons: 1
Coding region: 510-1019 (169 amino acids)
Biological process (GO): protein ubiquitination
Molecular function (GO): transferase activity
Source: RefSeq, a predicted model, not a curated record
UCUUCCCCUCACCUUCUCUCUUCCUCCUUUUAUAUCUUCGCCUAACCUCUCACUGCAACCCUUCACCCCUCUUUCUCUCUCCUGCAAAAUUCCGACCGUCGCUUGGCCGGCGGGGUGAAAUGACUGAAGAAGGAACGGAGCGAGCUGCGAUUCCGAUUCCGAUUCCGGUCGUCCCACAGUUGCGUCUCGCUCCAAUCGUCUGAGGAUGGGAUCGAGGACCAUCCUCGCCAUCAACAAGGGCUCGAAUCGUGGAUGAGCUUGAAAACGGUCCCAAUUCGGAUAAAAUCCGCCUAGAGAUGUGGCGAAUUACGCGCUCCCUUUUCCUUAUCUACCAGACACAAAGCAGAUGCUCUUUCCAUGUCCUUUUCUAGCUGGAAUCUCUCCCGACAUUGCUGUCUUCUCGCCUUGAUCCCAACUCGAGGAAAGCUCACUCAUCGCUUGUCGAGUCCCGCACAAGAAAUUCCACUGAACCCAGAGCCUCGCGGAACUUCUUCCCUCGAUUUCCGGCUAUGAAUCGGCUCUAUCUGAACCGGAGGUUCCUCGAGACGGACCUCGGCAUGCCGCCGUCGGCGGCCAGCGAUUCGUACAUCAGCGAGACGAACUUCGACACGAACAUGGUGAUCAUCCUGGCCGCCCUGCUCUGCGCCCUGAUCUGCGCCCUGGGCCUCAACUCCAUCGUCCGGUGCGCGCUCCGCUGCGGCCGGAGGUUCGUGGCGGAGACGCCGGAGCAGGCGGCGGCGAGGCUGGCGGCCACCGGCCUCAAGAGGCGCGACCUGCGUCAGAUCCCAGUGGCGGUGUACGGGUCGGCGGCGGCGAACAUCCCGGCGACGGAGUGCCCGAUCUGCCUCGGCGAGUUCGUCGACGGGGAGAAGGUGCGGGUGCUCCCCAAGUGCAACCACGGGUUCCACGUGAGGUGCAUUGACACGUGGCUGCUCUCGCACUCGUCCUGCCCCAACUGCCGGCACUCGCUCCUAGAUCGGCGGCCGCCGGAGGACGAGCCCGCCGUCGUUGUCCAGUAGCUGCAGAAUCGUGCUGCGGCAGCUGAGGUAAAAAGAGGACCGCUGUAAAAUUUCUCGGUUUGACUGUGUAAGGCUGAGGCAGUGUGUGUGCCCGCUUUAGUUUUGGAGGUGGAAGUUUCAGAUGUGUAGGAGGAGCGACAACGCGGCGGAACGAGUUGCCGUGCCGAUGCGACUCAGCGAGUUUCGAAAAUUUGAGCGACCUAGUUUUCCGGAUUGA